Molecule: messenger RNA, 1290 nt
Organism: Dermacentor silvarum
Lineage: Eukaryota; Metazoa; Arthropoda; Arachnida; Ixodida; Ixodidae
Product: vasopressin V1a receptor
Exons: 3
Coding region: 79-1290 (403 amino acids)
Biological process (GO): G protein-coupled receptor signaling pathway
Cellular component (GO): membrane
Molecular function (GO): peptide binding; G protein-coupled receptor activity
Source: RefSeq, a predicted model, not a curated record
UGCUUUAGCGAACAACACGAAUCUUCGUAAAGGCGACGCUCUGUUAGUGUGACAGCAUCGUCUGUUGACUCUAAUGUUAUGGAAGAUGCAUUCGGGAACGUCUCCUGUCCCAUAAUAAACGCCGGUAGUGUUGGAAACGUCAGCGAUGCCACUGAUGCCGGCCCGGACGAUAUCCUUGGUCCUCGGUACCACAAGAGGGUUCGCAUCGUCAUCAUCAUCGUCAUGAUAGUUGCGUCUGUCGCCGGAAACAUGGUCGUUUGCUGGAAGCUCGUCUUCAAGCGGCGUCACAGGCGCGUCUCCAAGGCGAGAGUGUUGUUCCUGAACCUCGCGAUCGCGGACGUUCUGGUGGCUUGUAUCACGAUGACGUCGCAAGUGGUGUGGGAGGUGAUGGGCCGUGUUUGGAUAGCCGGUGAUGUUUUCUGUCGCUUCUUCAAAUUUAUGCAGACGUUCGCGCUGGUCUCGUCCACUUACAUGCUAGUGACCAUCGCGGUGGACAGACAUAUCGCGAUCGCCACGCCGCUGGCGCCCAGCCCGGACCCCUGGAAGUUGGCCGCCUUGACGUGGCUGGCUUCGUGCAUGCCGUCGUUGCCGAACGUGUACGUGUUCCACAGUGUGGAAGUCGCGCCGGGGAAGUGCUUCUGCGCGUCAAUCUUCUACGACCGCGGCACGCCUCUAUACCACCGCCAGAUCUACAUGGGCUUCGUGUUCUUCAUGGUGUUUGUGGCCCCACUUGUGCUGCUCUUCACAUUCUACACGGGAAUCCUGUGGACGAUAUGGAAGCACAGUUCCAGAAGCAGCAAAAUGGGACAGCAGACAAGCUCUUCACUGCCGCGUGCCAAGGUGGAUGCUGACUUGCACAAUGGUCCUGUCCCCGAUAUAAUGCAAACUGGCCACCCUAAUGUAAAGACGCUCAAAAUGACGGCCGUGGUGUUCGGCGCCUUCCUUGUGACCAACGUGCCGUACAUGGUCCAGGAAGUGAUCCUGGCUUUCGGCAACCCCGGCAUCCUGGACGCCAACGUGGUCGCACUCUUCGGUGUCAUCUCCGCUUCGAACAGUGCCAUCAACCCCUACAUCUUCCUUUACUUUGAAAACAGGCAGCGCCGUGGUACGCGGAGUGCCCUAAGCAGAAUGCUAAAACGACUUCCUUGCCUGGGCAGCCGACUAGCUGUCACAGACAGGGGCUCCCAACAAAUGGUCAUGUUGACGGUGAACUACUCGGGCAGGCACUCGCGUACUGUGACCACGGUGAACUGUGACUCUUGCGCAUGCUUGGAGAAGACCCACUGUUGA